Styela clava is the source of this 1233-nucleotide messenger RNA. Lineage: Eukaryota; Metazoa; Chordata; Ascidiacea; Stolidobranchia; Styelidae. The record is from RefSeq and is a predicted model, not a curated record.
AUUGUCACAAUUGAAGGAAAAAUUGACGAAUUAAAUAAGAAAUUGGAAUUGAUGGAAUCCAGAAUUACCAAAAAUCUAAAACUUGAAUUAAGAGCAAUUGUAGGAAACAGUAUGAGAGAUAUUCUCGAAGAGUCAAUCAGCGAACAUGACAGAAAAAUAUCGACCCAAAUCAACGAAUCCGUCCUGAAUAAUACGCAACAAAUGGCGGAAAAACUAGAAGCUAUGUUCCAACAAAAUGACGAAUUAGUUGAAAAGCUGGAGUGUCUACACAUGAAAAAUUCAAAGCUUGACACCGAUCUGAACGCAGUGAAGGCAAGCCAAAAUUUUAUUAACGCAGAGUUCGAAAUUCAAAAGGACUACCUAAUGAAGCUUGAUCAAAUGGUUAAAGAUCUAUCUGAAAGCAACAAAAGCCUGUUGAGUUUGUGCACUACCCUUCAAAAGCGUUUUGAUACUGAGCUGGAAGACCUUGCUCAGUAUGUACGAAGAGAAAAUCUGGAAUUUCAUGGAAUUCCAUUUAAGAAUGAUGAAAAUACAGACAGGAUUAUAGUGGAUCUGGGCAGACGAUUAGGCAUCACUGUUGAGAGACUUGACCUAUCCAUAUCACAUCGAAUCCCAAGAAAAGAUGGCUCUAACACUGGACCUAUAAUUGUUCGCUUUACCAACAGAAACAUAAGAAAUCAGUUCAUAGCCAAAAAGUACGACACCACCAAAAUUAAAGAUUUCGGCAUCGCAGAUCCCUAUCAACAUAUAUAGUGAGCAUGUUUUCAAGUAGAUAUAUGCAGCUGCCUUGCAUGCUAAACAGAUAUCAGAGAAGAGAACUUCAAACAGGAGACUGACAGGAAAAGAAAUUUAGUGUUCAAUCAUUCUGCAGCAUUUUGUAAACAGGAGUUUGAAAAGAAAGCUGACCAAUUCAAUCAGAUUUUCAAAGUCGAUAUGGGAGGAAAAGUAUUUGUUUGUGGAAAACGAGAGUAGGCCACAAUGUGUGUGAGAUGACUGCAGUUUUCAAAUUGGAUGGCAACUUGCCAAGUUUAGGUUGUUGCAGAAUCUCAUUCGAAGUUGGUGGUAUAUUAUCAGCUAUGUAGUUCAAGAAGACAGAUGGGGAUGUUAUCUUGACCAAGCUGACACAAUGGUACUGAAAACUGAGGCUGUGGAUCUUUUAAAUAUUUUCAAAAGCGAACUCAUCUUUGCUUGUAUAUUUUCAUAUAUGCGUGUAUACAUAUAUUCAUGGUUUAU